UGGGCGCGCGGUGAUGGCGUCACCUUCCGGCGCCGCCGCUUUGGUUUCCCGGUCGACCGGCGGGAGGUGGGCGCCAAGGCGAGGGAGAUGCUGGCGAGGCGGCCGCGGGAUCCCCUCCAAGCCCUGCAGCGCCGCAGUCAGGAACUGAAGCAACAGGUUGAUAGUUUGCUUUCUGAGAGUCGAUUGAAAGGAGCUCUAGAAUCCAGUAGAAGGCGAGACAUUUACCAAAGAUGUAUCCAGUUAAAACAGGCAAUAGAUGAAAAUAAAAAUACUCUUCAAAAAUUAAACAAAGCUGAUGAACCUGCACCUGUCGGGAACUAUGAUCAGAAAAAAAAGGAGGAGCACAAUCUUUUGGAUAAGCUUACCCACCAACUGCAGGAACUUGCUGUGUCCUUAAGAAGAGAAGAUGUAACUGAAAUUGGGGCACUUACUGAAAGAGAGGAAGAUGAGGAUUUUGCUGAAGAAGAUGAAGAAGAAGAAGAAGAUGAAGAAGAAAGUGAAGAAAGUGGUGAGGAGGAAGAAGGAACAGAAGAGGAAGAGGAAGAGAAACAGGAAAAUGAAUCUCACCAACAGGCGACAAGUAAAGAAUACGUCGCUAUUGGAGAUUUCACUGCUCAGCAAGUGGGAGAUCUUACAUUUAAGAAAGGGGAAAUUCUCCGUAUAAUCGAAGGGAAGCCUGAUGGUUGGUGGACGGCUAAGAAUGCCAAGGGAGAGAAAGGUCUCGUUCCCAGAACCUACUUGGAGCCUUAUAAUAAAGACAAAGGUGAAGAAUCAAGUGAAGAAGGCAGUGAAGAAGAUGCAGAGGUGGGCGAUGAAACAGCAGAGGGAGCAGAAGUUAAACAAAGAGCUGAUUCUCAUUGGAGUGCUGUCCAAAAAGCCGUCUCAGAGCAGAUAAACACUGUUGAUGUGUUAACCACGAUGGGAGCUAUUCCGGCAGGUUUCAGGCCUUCUACUCUCUUCCAGCUUCUGGAGGAAGGGAAUCAAUUUCGAGCAAGUUACUUCUUACAGCCAGAGCUCACCCCUUCACAGCUGGCCUUCAAAGACCUGAUGUGGGAUGCUAAAAUGGGCACUAUUAGGUCGAGACCAAGUCGUGUUUCAUUGAUCCUGACCCUCUGGAGCUGUAAAAUGAUUCCUCUUCCAGGAAUGAGCAUCCAGGUUCUGAGCAGACACGUACGCCUCUGUCUGUUUGAUGGUAAUAAGGUUCUGAGCAACAUUCAUACAGUCAGAGCCACAUGGCAACCUAAAAAGCCCAAAACUUGGACCUUUUCUCCUCAGGUUACUGGCAUCUUGCCCUGCUUGCUUGAUGGUGAUUGUUUUAUCAGAUCCAAUUCUUCAUCUCCAGAUCUUGGAAUAUUAUUUGAGCUUGGAAUUUCUUAUAUUCGCAAUAAUUUUUUAGUUCUAAAGUCAACUGGUGAAAGAGGAGAAUUAAGUUGUGGCUGGGUGUUCCUUAAACUUUUUGAUGCCAGUGGAAUUCCUAUUCCAGCAAAAACUUACGAACUCUUCUUGAAUGGCGGCACCCCUUAUGAAAAAGGUGUGGAAGUGGACCCUUCAGUGUCCAGAAGAGCACAUGGAAGUGUUUUCUAUCAGAUGAUGAUAAUGAGAAGGCAGCCUCAACUUCUAGUAAAACUGAGAUCUUUGAACAGAAGAUCAAGAAACAUACUAAGUCUACUGCCAGAAACAUUAAUUGGAAGUAUGUGCUCCAUUCAUUUAUUGAUAUUUUAUCGCCAAAUUCUUGGAGAUGUGCUCCUGAAAGACAGGACAAGCAUGCAAAGUGCUGAUUUAAUCAGUAGUCCUGUGCUGGCCACCUUCCCCAAGCUCUUGGAGCAGCCUGAUGUGAUGGACGCUCUCAGGAGUUCGUGGGCUGAGAAAGAAAGCACAUUGAAGAGAUCAGAGAAGAGAGACAAAGAGCUCCUGAAGGCUGCGUUCGUCCUGGUCUACCACGACUGCGCGCUCCCUCUCCUCCAGUCCACACUCCUGCCCCCGUUCAGGUGGGCGGAAGGAGAGGCUGAGGCUGCCCGCUGGAAGGUGAUCGCUGACUUCCUCAUGGAAACCCGAGAGAACGGGGGCGCCCUCCACGCUCUGCUGUCCCCAGAUGGGCUCCAUGAACCCUUUGACGUUUCAGAGCAGACCUAUGACUUCUUGGGAGAAAUAAGAGAGAAUGCAGCCUGACAGCGUGGCCCUGAUGCACCCUCCACGGUGACCUGAAUAAAGCGACAGAACCAAAGUAAUGGUCGCAUCAUGACUUAGGCUUUACUCUUUCUUGUACAGCCCACAUUCUGUAAGAAAUAUUGAUCUGGUAAUUUGAGUAUGUUUUAAUACAAUAAAAUAAAUUCUUAUAUAGAAUACUAUUAUACCACAAUUUAAAGAGAUUUUUUUUUCAAAAACUGUAUAACUUACAUUUAAAUUGAUUAUAUCUAUAGAUUUGCAUAAAAGCAAGAUUUUAUCAAAAGCUAAAUUUAUAAUUAUUCAAGAAAGUAAAAAUACAAUCCAUGCAAUAGGAGAAGAUAUUUGCAAAUUAUAUAUCUAAGAGUCUAUUAUCCAGAAUAUAUAAAAGUAUGAUUAUUGCUAAUAAAAUUUAUGUUGUGAAAUGAUGGGAAAAUCAGAGUAAUCUAUUUGAGAAAGUUGUGUUA
Equus quagga is the source of this 2630-nucleotide messenger RNA. It is a transcript of the gene NPHP1, whose product is annotated as nephrocystin 1. Gene Ontology annotation, cellular component: cytoplasm; cilium. Gene Ontology annotation, molecular function: protein binding. Gene Ontology annotation, biological process: protein localization involved in establishment of planar polarity. The transcript has 21 exons. The record is from RefSeq and is a predicted model, not a curated record. The coding region runs from base 88 to 2169 and encodes 693 amino acids. NCBI's taxonomy places the organism in Eukaryota, Metazoa, Chordata, Mammalia, Perissodactyla, Equidae.